Messenger RNA from Heterocephalus glaber (naked mole-rat), 675 nucleotides. The record is from RefSeq and is a predicted model, not a curated record. NCBI's taxonomy places the organism in Eukaryota, Metazoa, Chordata, Mammalia, Rodentia, Bathyergidae.
AUGGUUACAAUCCAUGCCACUGAGUCCGUCACUUUUCAUGCAAGGAUAAGAGACUUGGAGGAUUUGAUGGAGUAUUUGAGAGUCUUCUCCUACUACUGGAAAUUGCAUAGAAGAGCAGAACCCUCCAGGAAUGCUGAAAUUCCUGAUAGGCACCAGUACAUCUUGCUUCAGAGGGCCUUCUAUCAACUGAUCUGGUCCCGCAGUCGCCGCCAUGGUGCCCAUGAAAAAGCUGUGGCAAAGUGGGGCAAGAAAAAGAAGCAGGUCCUGAAGUUCAGUCUUGACUAACAUCCUGUGGAAGAUGGAAUCAUGGAUGCUGCCAAUUUCGAGCAGUUUCUCCAGGAAAGAAUCAAGGUGAACGGCAAAGCCGGGAAUCUUGGUGGAGGGGUGGUCACCAUGGAAAGGAGUAAAAGCAAGAUCACCAUGACUUCCGAGGUGCCUUUUUCCAAAAGGUAUUUGAAAUUCUCGCCAAAAGAAUUUUUUGCGGGGGCCCUUACCAAAUGAUAUUUGAAAAAGAAGAAUCUGCAUGAUUGGUUGCGCAUAGUUGCAAACAGCAAAGAGAGCUUCGAAUUACGUUACUUCCAGAUUAACCAGGAUGAAGAGGAGGAAGAUGAGGAUUAAAACUCCUUUGUCUGGAAUAUUUUUGAUGAGUUCUUGAAUAAAACUUGGGAACCAAAA